Molecule: messenger RNA, 4824 nt
Organism: Serinus canaria (Common canary)
Lineage: Eukaryota; Metazoa; Chordata; Aves; Passeriformes; Fringillidae
Exons: 3
Coding region: 1498-4824 (1108 amino acids)
Biological process (GO): cell migration; cell-cell adhesion
Cellular component (GO): adherens junction; catenin complex
Molecular function (GO): actin filament binding; beta-catenin binding
Source: RefSeq, a predicted model, not a curated record
CUCGGGCUGUUCCCAGAGCGGGAUUCCUUCGGGAGCUAACUCUAAAGACGGCUGCGGGAAUGGGAACGGGAUCCCAGCUGGAGGUGGGAUCUGUGGCAGAUCAGUCCUUAUCCCCGAAGGUUAUUUAUGUCACUCUCCGAGUUUCCAGGGAAUUACCUCACCUGGGAAUAUUCCAUACUAAGGAUAAUCAAGAAAAGGGUCACCUGUGUCCUGCCCCCGUUACAUGAGCGCACACUUGAGUUGUUCAAAAACGCCCCUGGAAGGAGUGAGCCCUGUACGGGGAAAACUGGGAUAUUCCUGCCGGAUCCCUCCCCUGCGCGCCCGGGCCGAGGGAAUCCCAUAACCGGAACCCGCCAAACUACAACUCCCGGCGUGCCCCGCGGCCGGCGCGUGGCGUGACGCCACCUCUCCGCGCCCGCUGUCUCCAUGGCGACGCCGGCGCAUCCCGGCGUCGCUCCCAUGGGAACGUCCCGCAUGGCGUCCCGGGAACCGCGGGAACUGGGGAGGAAAGACCACGCGCUCCCCCCGGCACCGCUGUCCCCAGUCCCUCCCUGUGAGGGAAUGCCGGCUCUGCAGUGCCGGGAACACCCUGUGAUGCUCCCUCGGGAAAGGAAAUCCCGGCUCCCGUGUCCCAGGAAUUCCAGGUGGGUGACCUGGUUUCAGGGCUGGGCGAAAUAAAAGCCGGGAGAGUUUCCCGAGCCAGGAACUGCCAUCCCCGUCCAAGCUCGCUGGGAAAACUGGAAACAGUUCCACACUGGAUCCAAAUUAACCCCAGGGGUUUUUCCCUUUUCCAGGCAGGACAACAUGGAGCCUUUUUCUCUCUCUGAGCUCGGGCUCCCAACAGAAAACAAAGCUAUCCAGGGAAUUCUCUGCCCCAUGGCUGUCGAACUCUGCCACCUCCUCCUCGCCCUGCAACGGGAAGAUGGGAUUUGUCCGGCCUUUCCCACUUUGGGGGAAAAGGCAGGAGAAUUAGCCAAAGCUAUGGAAGAACUUGCUGCUGUGGCAAGGAGGUGAGGUGGGUGGGAGUCUCCUGGGUGGAUUUGGGGGCUGGGAAGAGGUGGAAAAGGUGGCAGGGAACCUACAUCCUCCUGGAGAGGUGGGAUUGGGAGUGGGGAAUAGUGCUGAGCCCAGUCCUUCCAUUCCAGGCUGUCCGAGGAUUCUGGCCAGGAAGGGAGCACGGAGAUGUGUCCUGUGGGUGAAUCCCUGCUCCAGGCUGGGAGGGACGUGGUGCUGGCAGCAUUCCAGCUCCAGGAGCAUCCGGACAGCCCUCGGCACCGAGAGCACCUGGCAGCAGCCGCCAGGAGGACUCUGAUGGAGACAGCAAAGGUGAGGGGACACCGGGAGAGGACACCAGCAGGGGGAAGCUCCAGCAGAUCCAUGGAGCAAACCACACCUCCUCCCCCCUCCAGGGAUGGAAAGGGAAUGGGAAUUCCUGACCUGAGCGUCUUUUCUGCCUGGUUUCCUGUUUAGAUCCUUCAGCUGGAAGAGGCUGCAGGGAUGAGGAGGAUCAGUGGUGCUGCCAGCUGGCUCCUGGAAUGCCUGAGCGUGCUGCGGGAUGCCCGGGACACUCCAGGACUGCUGGCUGCAUUCCAGGCCUUUUCUGAGGCCGUGCUCCUGCUGAGCCGCCUAACGGCCAAGCGCCUCCAGGAACUCGGAGACUGUCCUGGAGGGAAGAGCUUGGCCCAGACCCUGCAGCUGCUCCACAAGUGCGUCUCGCUCAUCCACACAGCCCUGACACAUUCCAGGGAUAGCCAAGCUGACCUCUCCCAAGAUUCUGUUUUCCAGCUGACGGAGAGGACCAUCAGGGAGCUCCUCUCCCUGCUCACGGAGCCCCAGGACAGGAGUGGGAUCUUCUCCCAGCAGGUGAGCAGGCUCCAGGCUCUCCUCUCCCACUCUGACCCCCUGCGCCUCUCCGAGGGUGGGUUCAGCUCCCACUUGGAAGCGGUCAUUCUCCACGGAAUGCUGCUGGCAGAGUCAUCCAGGCUGGAUCUGCAGCUGGAGCUGGUGGAACAUUGCUGGACCCUGCUGCAGCUGAGGAGGAGCAUCUGCAGCCACAUGAGCCAGAGGGAGGGCCAGGGAGAACACGGACUGGAGCGGGAAUGUCACCGCUUGAGGGAGGAGCUGAAAAACCUGGACCGGGCAGCGCUCAGGGCCACACUGUGCCAAAUCCUGGAUGGAUUCUUCCAGGAGAAGGAGCCCCUGAGGCAGCUGGUGGAAGGUGCCCUUAGCCUUGCCCAUUCAGGAUGUUGUCCAGCAGGACCAGGAGGAAUUUUAAGGAAGCUCCAGCCCCUCAUUGCCACCUUCUUCGCUCAGGCCCAGCGGAUACUCCGAGCGGCCGAUCUGCUCCUGGCCAGGUGUGCCAAGGCCCAAACUGCCAGGGAAAUCCGGGAGGGCAUGGAGCACCUGCGGAGCCUCCUGGCCAGCCUUCCUUCCCUGCUCAUGGAAACAAGUGGGAAUACUGUGGAACAGCUCCAGGCCCUGAGCUGUGCCUGGGCCAGAGCCACCAACAGCCUCCUGCGCUGCUUUGAGGAGACCAUUGGCAUGAGGGAAUUCCUCGAGUUAUCCAUCCUGGAGCUGGCCAAGCAAAAGGAAUGGUGCGAAGCAGCACAGGAACGUUGGGAUCCCGAGGGAUUCUCCUGGCACACUGCUCGCCUCAUGGGCUGGGCACGCUGGGUAGUAGGAGCCUCCACCCGGCACGUGGACAGGACCACGGAUCCCAUCUUCAGGAAUGGUUUGCUGGUGUGGGUGGAGCAAUUGGCCAAAUCCAUCCUGGAGCUGGGAGCAGUCACGGCCCUCAUUCCAGGAAGGUUUUCCUGCCUCCAAAGCCGAGAUGCUUUUUCCCAGGCAGCCAGCUCCCUGAUGGACUCUGCUCUCCGUGUCCAAGCCGGGCUGGACGGGUCCAACCACCCGGAGAUCCUCAGCCCGCUCCGGGAGCAAGUGCGGAGCACCAAGGUGGAAAAGGGGCUGGAGCUCAGCCCAUCCCACACCGGGACACGAACCAGGACGGAUGAGGCAGCAUUCCAAGGAGAUAUCCAAAAUCAUCCAUCUUCACCACCAGCUAACCUCCACCUGGAUCCAUGGAAAGGGGAUACACACCCUGUCAUCACUGCUCUCCUGGGAGCAUCCCAGGCCGGUGACAUGGACGCUGUCCAUGCUGCUUGCUCCGUCCUGCUGGAGCUCUCCGAUGGCUAUGUGGAAGCAGCACGGGAAGCGCUGCCUGUGGCUGAACCCCCACAGCUCCAGGUGCUGGAGCAGCACUGGGAUAUCAAGGCACUAACCCCAAGGAUCAUCAGUCUGGCCACGGAAACGGCCCCUGGGCAGCUCCCCGCUCCAGGCAGGCUUCUCCAAAUGGCACUCAGGCUCUCGGGAAGGAUCCAGGAGACUCAGGAGUGCCUGGUAGCUGUGGCAGGCUCUUGGAAUGGUCUAGCCCAGCAAGUGCUUGGAUUUAUCCUGUCAGGUGACUUUCCAAGAGGGAAGCAGGCUUUGGAUGAGACCCUGCUGGGUUUAGCGGGAGCAGUGCAGGUGGCAGGAGACAUUGCAAGCACAGCCUGCAGUAGGGAAAAUCCCAAUCCCUCUCAUGUCCAGGAGAGCUUUCUGCAGCUCCAAGCCAAGUUCUCCCGUGCUCAGCUGAACACCAAAGGGUUCCUGCAGAAGGCACUGUCCUUCAGGGAAUCCUGUGGGAUGGAAAAGGCCAUCCUGGAGCUGCACGGUGUCCGGUGGGCCAUUGGCAUGUGUGUCCUGCUGGAUGCCAUGGAUCAGUUUGUGGGCAGGGAUGUCCUGUUCCUGAGGGAGCUGAGCAGAGCCGUGAGGAACAAGGUUGGCCCACGGAGCCUCAUGGCUGCUGUGGCUGAGAAUUCCCUCAGGUUACAGGAGGCUGCCCGGCUCUCCUACUUAUCCUGCCCUGGGGACCACGGUGCCAGAGAAAUCCUGGUGCUCCGGGAGGAGAUCCAGGUGCUCAUGGAAGCGCUGCUGGAUGUGUCCAACACCCUCCUGCUCUCUCCACUGCCUACUGCCAGCCUGGCCAUCCGCUUCGAGCUCCUGCAGAGGGACGUGGCCCUCAGGGCCAAGGCGUUGUUGCUCCACAUGGAAAGGGUCAACAAGGAACAGCUGCAGCUCAUCCAAGACGUGGUUGGAGCAGCUCUGUCCAACCUCACCCAAGAGGAGAGGGAGAGGAACAAAGAAGGAUUUGAGGAGAAGGCAAAUCAGCUCAUGGCUGAUGUCCAGAGGGUCAGAAACACCCUCCAGGGUGCUCUGGAGGCUGGUGCUCAACUUACAUUGCAGCCUGACCUGCUAUCCAUGGCUGACCACCUCCUGCUCCUCACGGCUGAUGUCAUGGGAAGUGCCCAGCGGCACUUCCAGAGCCACCAGGACACUGGGGAUCCCUGCCAGGACCCUGGGGAUCCCCACCUGGAAGGCAUGGUGUGGUACUGGUCAGCCAAGGCACACUACCUUGUCACACAGCUCCGGGUCAUCCAUGGAACCGACAGGGACAUCCUGCAGUGCCUCACAGAAUGCCUGCAGCAGGAAUGCUCCCCAGGAUCACCCAGCAGCACAGCUGGACUCUCCCCAGCCCCAGAGCCCAUGGAGGCAGCAGGAAUUCAUCCAUGCAGGAGCAGAGGAGAGAGUGGAGCAGUGCGGGAAGUGCUUGAACUGAAACAUCCAGGUGGAGGAGAGCACUCGGCAUCGCUGCGCCCACACAUUCCAGGUUUGGAAUCUGCUCCAUUACUGCCUCGACAGCACCAGGAUGGCCCUUCCAGCAUCUCCCCUGCAAAGCAGGAGAGAGGAAACUGUGACAAGUGGCAAGGAAGGGCCCCAUUGCGGUAG